This is a messenger RNA of Homarus americanus (American lobster), 1317 nucleotides long. RefSeq lists its product as uncharacterized. The transcript is spliced from 3 exons. Lineage: Eukaryota; Metazoa; Arthropoda; Malacostraca; Decapoda; Nephropidae. Bases 86 to 1060 code for a protein of 324 amino acids. The record is from RefSeq and is a predicted model, not a curated record.
ACCCCCAACAACAAAACCCCCAACAACAGAAACAACAACACAAACCCCAACAACAGAAACGACAACAACAAAAACUGCUUCAGAUAUGUCCUUACCUAAAGCAUACAAGAUCAUCCCCCAUGUAGGAGUAGGAGCUCUGAUGGGGGGAUACCGUGGCUCCAGGCAGCUCCUACGUGUCUACAUGUUUGCACAAAGACCUCGGAAGGGAAGAUUGGCCAACAUGCCGCCGCUGCUCUUAUCAAAAUUAAAACAAGUUGCAGAGCUGAGGCAAGAGACGAGACUAUCAGACAGGAAGGAAGAAAGAGGGGUAGACAAUAGUGAUAAUGAGGGAGAUUUGAGAAAUAAAACAACUACAGACGACGUAACAAGCAGUACCAACCAUGUAAUGAGCAGUACCAACCAUGUAACGAGCAGUACCAACCGUGUGACGAGCAGUACCAACCGUGUAACGAGCAGUACCAACCGUGUAACGAGCAGUACCAACCAUGUAACGAGCAGUACCAACCAUGUAACGAGCAGUACCAACCUGCCCACAAUCUCCCCUGAAACAUGGUGGACACUGGUAAACGAUAACUUAGAGAAAAUAGCUCAGCUGACGAAGGAUAUCUCCAGUGGAAUAAUGGAUCACAGCCACGCCCUCGAGGUGAACCGGAGGGCUGAUGACCUUGAUACCCUGGUGGAGGAAGGACAAAAUAACCCCACGCUGGCACAGGACAUCCCAGACGAAGAACUUGGCCUGGUUGGGUCUGUGUUCAGUAGUCUGACCAAUGCCACAAAAUAUGUUGAUGACGAGAUACAGAAAGAGGAGGCAGACCAGACAGAGAUGAUCGCCACCAUCGUGUGUAUGUCAGUACUCUUCUCGGUGGUGUUAGUGAUGCUCAUCGUGUCUCUGCUGAAGCCAAGCUCUGCUAAGUGUGGCUGUCCCAAAACAAGCCCGAACACUAAAGGUGAGGGUCAGAAUCAGUCAGUCGCCGAGGAGUCCACCUUCCCUGACUCCGCCUUCGUCCAACACAGCCACAUAUACUACGACCCCUACAGAAGCCAUACUACAGCUGUCUAGAACCAUUACCAUGGCUGCCUAGUACCACAACAGCGGUCUGGUACCACCACAACUGUCUAGAACCACCAUGGGUGUCUAGUAGCACCACAGGUGCCUACCACCUAACCUACCCAUACCAAACAACAUAUACCUGCACCAUCUGUACUAUAUAUACCAUCUGCAGUACACAAGCCUAGUACCACUCACAGCCAUCAUGAUCUACUGUAACGACGGUUCACUCUCUACAUUUUUGUUUAUAAAUAAAUAUUCUGCAGUUU